Messenger RNA from Triticum dicoccoides, 816 nucleotides. Its product is annotated as germin-like protein 1-1. NCBI's taxonomy places the organism in Eukaryota, Viridiplantae, Streptophyta, Magnoliopsida, Poales, Poaceae. The record is from RefSeq and is a predicted model, not a curated record. The transcript is spliced from 2 exons. Bases 13 to 651 code for a protein of 212 amino acids. Gene Ontology annotation, molecular function: manganese ion binding.
GGCCAAUCGAUCAUGGUGAUGCUUCAGCUUUCUGCUGUAGUCCUCCUUGCGCUCAUCGCCCCCUCCCUCGCCGGUGACGCCGACAUGCUCCAAGACGUCUGCGUCGCCGACUUGGCAUCCCCGAUCAAGCUGAAUGGGUUCCCAUGCAAGGCGGACAUCACGGCAGACGACUUCUUCUUUGCCGGACUCAAGAGGGCUGGCAACCCCAACAACGCGGCAGGGUCCAACGUCACGGCAGCAAAUGUACAGUCAUUCCCUGGGGUGAACACGCUUGGCGUGUCCAUGGCACGCAUCGACUACGCGCCGGGAGGCCAGAACCCGCCGCACACCCACCCGCGUGCCACCGAGAUCAUCUUCGUCACCGAAGGAGUCCUCGAGGUGGGCUUCAUCACCACCGCCAACAAGCUCUUCACUAAGACUGUCACCGUCGGAGACGUGUUCGUUUUUCCGCGUGGCCUCGUGCACUUCCAGCAGAACAGGGGGCGUGGCCCUGCAUCCGUCAUCGCCGGCUUCAACAGCCAGCUCCAGGGCACACAAGUCAUCGCCACCACGCUCUUCGCUGCCGCGCCGCCAGUGCCUAGCGACGUGCUGGCCAAGGCCUUCCGGGUCAGUAACGAGGACAUCGACGCCGUCAAGGCCAAGUUCAGGUAGUGUGGGUGCCUCCGCAGUUGGCAACUCUCCAUCCGUUUCGGAAGAAUAACCGUGUGUUCAAUGCUGAAUAAAUGAUACUCAAGCGAGCUGUAACGUGCAGUUGAUUUUUUUUAUGUGUAUGUUCCAUUUAUUUGUCUUCAAAAUAAUACAAAGUUGUUUCUGUUU